CAGACAUUUUAACAUAGAUAGAUUUUUUUAAAUCACUUUCAGACACAUGAGGAUUACAUCAUGUGUUUGUGCCAGUUGGUGUUUGUUUUCAUCUAAUCCCCUAGUAAUAAAGGUCAUAAACCUCUGGAAAUCUAAAUUUACACUCGGUGUAGGAUAUAAAUAUGAUCAGCAACUUCAGAGCUUCCUACUCUCCAUCUCUAGGACUGCAGCCCUGAGACGUCCUCCAUUCCACACAAUCAGGUUUCAACACGACAGUCUCGCUGCGGCUGCUCCAUCAAGAACUCUAUGGAGGGAUUUUUUUUUCAUGAUCAGCUACUCCUAAACAUCUCACUAGGACAAUGAAUGUGAGCACUGUGGAUGAACUGGCAUUUUGCUCCAAUGACACAUGUCAAGAUGUUCAGCUGAUGUCUUUUGCUGUAUUUCUUUAUGUCUUUAGGACAGCAGUGAUCAUUCUGACUGUGUGUGGAAACUUGCUUGUGAUCAUCUCCAUCUCGCACUUCAAGCAGCUCCACACACCGACAAACUUCUUAAUUCUUUCUCUUGCUACAGCUGACAUGAUGGUUGGAGUGACUGUCUUACCGAUACAAUUAAUACAUAGUGGUUUAUGUAUGCAGAUGAACAGGGUAUUUUGCUAUUUUUAUCAACUGUGUUCUUUUCAUUUUACCUUUCUAUCUAUUUAUAAUGUUUCUUUAAUUUCUUUGGAUCGCCUGUAUGCUUUAAGCUACCCAUUCCAGUACUCCAACAACGUCACAUUCAAACUUGUUUCCACAAUUAUCUGCUUGAAUUGGUCGACCUCAUUUUGUUACAACCUGGCUUUUAUAUAUUUUAAUGGACCUGGCACUGUGUUGUGUUUGGGGGAAUGCAACUUAGUAGUAAGUGGACUUUGGGCAAGCAUAGACCUUUUCUUUGUCUUUAUCUUGCCAUGUUCUGUCAUACUUCUCUCCUACAUGAAAAUAUUUGUUAUGGUUAGAAAACAUGCUAAAAGCAUUAACCUUGCCAGAGGGAAACACACCUCAGGGAAUGCAAAGAAUGGAGAGUGUGCUCCUAAAGCUUCAGAAAGGAAAGCAGCCACCACACUUGGUAUUCUGGUGAUUGUAUUUGUUGCAUGUUUGUUGCCCUAUUUCUUAAGUGUUGUAUUUAGUGAUAGUAUUCCAGGUACAUUACUAAUGCAGCUGCUUGAAGGGACUGUGCUUGUGUUAUAUCUGAACUCUGCGAUAAAUCCUAUAAUUUAUGCUCUCUUUUACCCCUGGUUCCGAAAAUGUUCAAAACUCAUUCUUAUGCUCAAGAUUUUCAAUCCUGACUCCUCCUUGGUUGAUGUACUUACAAGAAGUGGAUGACAAAAUAAUUGAUACAAUAAUAAUUGUUAAUAUGAAUUCAUUAUUAAUAAAAAUGUAUAUGACUAUAAUUGAUUAUCCGAUCUGGCUGAUGUAAUGAUGGUUGGUUCAGUAUAGGGUUAGUGCACAUUUGUAGAUUUUUUUAAUCAUCUAAACAAUCAUUACUUUACAUCAACAUUACCACAUCCACAAUUUUACUUAGCCAGUUUUGUAAAUAUUAGUUUAUUGAUGCUAAACUAGAAUAUCGGUAAUGAAGUACGCCAUUGCCUACAUAAAUUAUGAAUAUUUUCAAUACUAACAUGCUCGAAGUAUCCUCUAG
Molecule: messenger RNA, 1653 nt
Organism: Clupea harengus (Atlantic herring)
Lineage: Eukaryota; Metazoa; Chordata; Actinopteri; Clupeiformes; Clupeidae
Product: trace amine-associated receptor 13c-like
Biological process (GO): G protein-coupled receptor signaling pathway
Cellular component (GO): membrane
Molecular function (GO): trace-amine receptor activity
Source: RefSeq, a predicted model, not a curated record